Molecule: messenger RNA, 3107 nt
Organism: Etheostoma cragini (Arkansas darter)
Lineage: Eukaryota; Metazoa; Chordata; Actinopteri; Perciformes; Percidae
Gene: rnf103
Product: ring finger protein 103
Exons: 7
Coding region: 495-2648 (717 amino acids)
Biological process (GO): protein ubiquitination
Cellular component (GO): endoplasmic reticulum
Molecular function (GO): ubiquitin-protein transferase activity
Source: RefSeq, a predicted model, not a curated record
GAGUUGGAGCCGGAUGUGACGUCAUCUCUGUGACAGCGCUCUGUGUACGCCAGCUGAUCGGAGCAAAAAUCAGAUCCGUCAUUGGUGUCUUUUUCUGAUGUUGCGAAUAUCUGAAACCACAGCAACAUUCGGUGUCACUCGCUACUGACGUUCAGCGGGAAAUUGCAGUGCGUGCAGUUGAGACUGGAUCUUGUCGACGCCUAUUUGCUUUGGUUAAUACCAAGGCCUACCUGCAUGCUAAGCUUAUUAGCUAGCUGUCACCGUUAGCAGGACUCACGAAUGUGAACUACUGGUGAAGGAAGUAAACUGUCAGGGAUAUCUUUCCAGUCACACUCAAUCAAACAAUGAAGGUCUGACGGACAUACAAAUAUUUUAUAUUAAGCUAAUAUAUGUUGUAAAUAGGUAGAAAGUCAUUGGACGCCUAUCCAUUGGUCUUAGACAGCCUAUGACAGAAACAUUAUCUUGUGCCAACAGCGCUCUCGUCCAGCUUUAAGAUGUGGUUGAAAUUGUUCUUCUUACUCUUGUAUUUCAUAGUGUUGUUUAUGCUAGCAAGGAUUUUUGAGGCGGUAGUUUGGUAUGAGACUGGUAUGUUCGCCUCUCAGCUUGUGGAUCCAGUUACUCUCAGUUAUAAGAAGUUGAAGACCAUCUUGGAGUGUCGUGGGCUGGGAUACUCCGGACUGGCUGAGAAGAAGGAUGUCAGCGAGCUGGUAGAGAAAUCAGGAGAGUUGACACAGGGGGAGCUAUAUUCAGCCAUCAAGAAAGAGAAGGAGCAGACAGAGGCAGGAGAUGCCAGCACAACACACUUCAGUGGAGAAAUGCACUUCUAUGAAUUAGUGAAGGACACUAAAGAUGGGAUAUGGCUGGUUCAGGUUAUUGCCCAGGACCGUGAAGCUUUGCUCAGUCAUUCCAACUGGGGUAGGAUGGUGCAGAAAGUGUCUCAGUUUGGGAUCAGAACGGGAACCUUCAACUGCUCUAAUGACUACAGGUCAUGUAUCAAGCGUGGCUGGCAGCGCUCCACUCUCAUCAUGUCUGUUCCUCAGACUUCAGCAUCCAAGGGCAAAGUCAUGUUAAAAGAAUACAAUGGCCGUCGCAUUGAAACUGAACACAUCUUCCGCUGGAUGACCUCACAUGUGGCUGAUCGAAUCAAAACCUUGCGUAAUUCUAAGCAGUUGGUGGAGGAGUGGCGCUCUGACCCAGCCCACCCAGUAAAGAUGUUCCUGUUCGCCCGUCUGUCCCAGCCACCCGCCUUCUUCUCAUCGCUGUCUGUCAAGUUUACCGGCAGGAUAGAGUUCAUUUUCGUAGAUGUACGUCACUGGGACAACUACAGCAGCCUAUCAGAGAUUGAUGUGUCACAGAGCCCUGCCUACAUUCUCAAGAUGCCUGAGGGCAUUUACCGCUAUGGCAACAGUACCGGGGAGUUCCUGUCCCUGGCUGCCAUGGAUACUUUCCUGCGUUCGGUCCAGCCAGAGGUCAAUGACAUGUUUGUCCUCAGUCUGGUCUUGAUUAACUUGCUGGCCUGGAUGGACCUCUUUAUUACACAGGGAGCAACAGUGAAACGAUUUGUAGUUCUGAUCCGAACACUUGGAACCUACAACUCUAUACUGCUAGUGUCCUGGCUUCCUGUUCUGGCUCUCCUUCAGAUGCCCUAUCUGGACACUCUGUAUAGUUACAGUCUAAAGCUGCUUCGUUAUGCUGACACCACCACAUUGGCCAGCCUGGUGAGAGCUGACUGGACUUUCUACACAUCCCACCCAGCUCUCUUCCUGUCCACCUACCUGGCCCAUGGCCUGCUGGUCGACUACUUUGAGAAGAAACGCCGCUGUGGCAUCAGGAACCAAGAGGACAGCACCACCAACCUGGAGUGGCUGGCCAGUCUGUGGGACUGGUACACUUCGUAUUUGCUCCACCCAAUUGCAUCGCUGCAAGACCCAUCUGACCACUCAGACUGGGAGGACGACCCCAACUUCUUAUUUCAGCGUUUAGCUUUCCCAGAUCUCUGGCUUCGCCCAUUAAUAAACAUGGACUACAUUAAUGCCCUGCCAACCUGGAGGUUCAGAGCUCUUGGUCAAGACAGGGGGGAGAUGGCUGGUAGAAAGCUGGAUGAAGAGACAGAUAGUUCACAUUCCGACACAGAGAGCAAAGAGCAGAUGGAUUCCCCUCUUACAGAUCCCAGCAGACCUCCACACAGCAGCAAAAGACACAAGAGAUCAAUGUGCAUUCAGGACCCCAACUCACAGCUCUCUAUGUACAUCAACAUAGACCCCAGCAGUUGCUGUCAGUGUGUGUGUGCUGUUGCUGCAUCAUCCUUUUGCUGUUGUCAUGUGAACAGAAUCCCACCAUCAGCAGACAGGGCAUUGAUGGACAUCUGCCUCACAAAUGAAGGUGUCUCCAGCCAUCAACAAUCUGAUUGGUCAGUGUGGCCCUGUGACAUGUUGCAGUGUUCAGAGUGUGUGGUAUGUCUGGAGAACUUUGGACGGGAGGAGCUGCUGAUGGGUCUGCCCUGUGGCCAUGCCUUCCACCAGCAGUGCAUUGUGGUGUGGUUGGCAGCAGGCAGACACUGCUGUCCAGUGUGUCGCUGGCCCAGCUACAAGAAGAAACCGCACAGAGCUGCUCAAAGCAGCUCUACUGAAAACACACUGCAAGACUGAUGACUACAUCUAACUGAGCUCUUCAUCGUGUGUCCUCUCUACUCUAACUGUUCAUUGGCACAUAACUCACUAGGCAUUGAGACUGUGUGAUAUUAUCACAACUUGCUUGAGUUGAAGUUGAGGCUGGGGCGGAUUUAAGGAGAAAACAUUGUCAGUAUAAGUGAACAGGGCUGUUGUUGUCAUGACCCAUCAAUUAGCUUGCUUUAAUUACUAUUGAAGGAAAUAUGCAGGCCAUUGUUGCAAAGAUUAAACUUUGAAAGGCGAGUCACCAUGAUUUUUGUAUAGAGAGAAUAAUAAUUCACACAGUAACAAUUGGUGAAUUCACAGCAAACUUCGUGGUGCAAUAAAAACAUAUUUCUGGUUUUGCCUUUUUAACUUACAAGACUCUGUUCACCCCAGUAAUCAUUUAGAAUGAGAUUUCUUACACUUAGCUUUGUGAUUUUAGGCUGGACCAAAAAU